GAGUAAAAAAUAAAAGAACCAAUUUACCUGUUCCAAAUUAUGGGAAAAAGGGGCAGGAGAAGCCAAGCGUCUCAGUCCGCGUCGCAGACUUCCAACUCGACGCAACUUACAUUGGAAGUAUCCUUCAACAACAGCCAGAGAGUUGUCGAAAAUUUGGAUGAGCUUGUUAAUGCCUGCGUUAGGUAUGUUCUCUAUCAUGCCGGCUCGCGUUUACCAAUACGAAAGGCAGACUUACAAAAGCACGUUUUGAAAAAUGUGGGUCGAAGUUAUAACAUGAUUUUAGAGAAAGUGAAAGCAGUUUUAAAAGACAUAUACGGCUAUGAUUUGUACGUAUGUGAAGAGCAAAAGAGUGUUAUACGGUACUUGGUGUCAAACUCAUUACCGAAUAAGGGAUUGAAUCAACAGUGCGACAAUGACGUGCCAGAGGAUGCACACAAAAUUUUAACCAUGUUAAUUUUAACUCACAUUUUUAUGUCGAAUAAUACCACUACAGAAGCUGGUCUAUUUUCAUUUUUAAAUUCCUUAAACAUUGACGUUGAGGAAACGCACGAUGUGUUUGGAAACGUCAAAACGUUCAUUCAAUCAACUUUGGUGCAACAGAGGUUUUUACAUAUGGAGACUGAUAAUGUAACCAAACGACAUAGUUACACGUGGGGACCAAGAGCAGAGCAUGAGGUUUCCAAGCACGAGUUACUAAAAUUCGUGUGCAAAAUCUACAAGGACAGUAACCCGAAAUCGUGGUCGUCCCAGUUAGAGUGUGCUGAUAAACAAUUUAAUGUUGCUACAGAUGAAAAUGAGUCUAUGGAAGUUGGUGAUAAUUAAAUAAACGUUUAGAGCAAUCCUUA
Molecule: messenger RNA, 845 nt
Organism: Photinus pyralis (common eastern firefly)
Lineage: Eukaryota; Metazoa; Arthropoda; Insecta; Coleoptera; Lampyridae
Product: non-structural maintenance of chromosomes element 3 homolog
Exons: 4
Coding region: 40-822 (260 amino acids)
Cellular component (GO): nucleus
Source: RefSeq, a predicted model, not a curated record